GUAAGGUUUGGUUUCGCCCAGCAUCUCUGACACAAUGUUGUUUUUUUAAUUACUAGUUCCAAUCCAAAUGCAUCUAUUAAUUUUGUUGUUUCUAUUGUUAGUCAUGUCUUCUAGAAAAUAUGCAUCUGGUUAUCAAAAGCGUCAAAAGAAACAGAAGAUAGAUGAACUAAUUCAAUCUCAGAAAGGGGCAAUGGAAAGAUUUAUUAGAAAGGAAUCACAAGUUUCUCCUCUUAAUCAGUCACUUGAUCAGGGCAUUGCACCAAAUACUAGUGAUGGCAAUGAACCUAAUAAUAAUGAGACAGACACAGAUAUGGAAACCAUUGUUCCUAAUGAUGGCCUAGAUACAGAAAACAUUGAACAAGUUCCUAAUAGUGAUGAUAACAUGGAUAGUUCUUCUCAUGAUGCAAAUGUUGAUACUUCCUUUCAGCCUGAUAUAUUUGAUCCAAGGUAUUGGGAUUCUCUUGAUCGUAGGCAGAUUGACAUUUUAGCACGGAAGGGUCCUAAAAGAGACUUAUCAAUUCUGAAAGGUCCUAAGGAUAGAUAUAAUAGAAGGUUUUCUGCACUAUCCUAUACAAGAUUUCUAUCCAAUGGUGAGGAGUACAAUAGAGAUUGGCUUGUGUAUUCCAAAGAUCAAGAUAGAGUGUUUUGCUUUAGUUGUAAAUUAUUUACAAAAGGGCAGCGAAAAGGUCAGUUGGCAAAUGAUGGGUUUAAUGAUUGGACACAUCUUGGUGAAAGACUUAGAGAGCAUGAAACAAGUGUAUAUCAUGUUUUGAAUAUGACUACUUGGUAUGAAUUGCGUAAUAGAUUGGAAAAAGAUGAAACUAUUGAUAAAGCUGCUCAGCGACAACUUGAGAAAGAAAAGGAGCACUGGAGAAAUGUUUUGUUCAGAAUUGUGGCCAUCAUAAAAUUUCUUGCCAGGCAUAAUCUUGCAUUUCGUGGCACUAACAGCAAACUAUAUGAAGAUAGCAAUGGAAAUUUUUUGGGUUUGGUAGAGAUGUUGGCUCAAUUUGACCCAUUUAUUGCAGAACAUGUUCGGCGCAUUACAAAUGAAGAAACUCAUGUUCAUUAUCUUGCACCUAGUAUUCAGAAUGAAAUGAUACACUUGCUUGCUUCUGCUAUUAGGUCUGAAACUAUUAAGAAAAUAAAAAGUGCAAAGUAUUUCUCUGUCAUUCUUGAUUGUACCCCCGAUGCAAGCCACCAAGAACAAAUGUCUUUGAUUAUAAGAUAUGUGGAUUUAUCUUCAGGUGAUGUUAAAAUUGAAGAAUCAUUUAUGGGAUUUUUAGAAGUAAAUGAUACAACUGGUCAAGGCCUUUUUGAUGUCCUAGUAAGUGAAUUAAAGAGUCUUGGUCUUGAUAUAGAUGAUGUGAGAGGACAAGGCUAUGAUAAUGGGUCAAAUAUGAAAGGAAAAAAUCAAGGAGUACAAAAGAAACUCCUCGAUGUAAAUCCUAGAGCCUUCUAUAUUGCUUGUGGUUGCCAUAGCCUUAAUUUAACACUUUGUGAUAUGGCCAAGGCUUGUGCUAAAGACUUCUUUGGAAUAAUCCAACGCAUCUACACAACUUUUGCUAAGUCAACUAAGAAAUGGCAGAUUCUGAAAGAUAACAUAUCAGGAUUGACUCUCAAGUCAGUGUCAGCUACACGUUGGGAGAGUCGUAUUGAAAGUGUUAAGGCUAUUAGAUUUCAGUGCGCAGACAUUCGAGAGGCUCUACUUCAGGUAUCCGAUAUUGAUAAUGAUCCUGGAUCGAGCAGUGAGGCUAAAGGUUUGGCAAACAAUGAACUUGGAGAGUUUGAAUUUAUAGUGGCAAUAGUCAUUUGGUAUGAAGUAUUAUAUGCUGUUAAUUUAGUGAGCAAACACUUGCAAGCAAAGGAUAUGCUUAUUGAUGAUGCUAUUGAGAAAGUACAAGGGUUGAUUUCUUUCUUCAAAGGGUACAGGGAAACUGGUUUCCUAGAUGCACUAGAGACAGCAAAAGGAAUUGCACUUGGAAUGGAUAUUGGUACAUCGUUUCGUAAGAAACGAAUAAUUAAAAGAAAGAGGCAAUUCGAUGAGAACCCAGAUGACACAACUAUGGCCACACAGUCUGCGGAGGAAUCAUUUAGAAUCAGCUAUUUUAUUCCUCUUGUUGAUCAAGCUAUUGCCUCGCUCACAAGGAGAUUUGAACAAUAUCAAGAUUAUCAGAAAAAUUUCGGUUUCUUAUUUAAUUCUAACAUGUUGAAGUCGUUGGAUACCGAGACCUUGAAAUCUUCUUGUGAUAAUCUUGAGGACAUCCUUAAAAGAGAUGGAAAAUCUGAUAUUGAUGCUACUGAGCUGUAUGGAGAGUUGAGGAUUCUUCGAGAUUUCUUUCCAAGAGAAGAUAUGGGUGCAAUUGAAAUUCUAAAGUUUUUGAAGCGGCAUGAUUGCUUUCCCAAUGCAACAAUUGCAUAUAGAGUUAUGUUGACUAUUCCAGUGACGGUUGCAUCAGCAGAACGAAGCUUUUCUAAAUUGAAGCUAUUGAAAUCCUACUUACGUUCUACAAUGACACAAGAAAGACUUAAUGAUUUGGCCAUGAUAGCACUUGAGGGUGAUCUGUUGGAGAAGAUUGAUUACGAGUGCAUAAUUGAAGAAUUCAUUUCAAAGAACACUCAAAGAAUGACGUGCUUCAAGUGAAGAUCAUGCAAAUUGCAAAGAAGAGUUGAAUAAUGAAUAGGUAUGAUAAUUCUUGAAAAAUUUUGUUUACAUGCACUAUGUUAUAACAUAUAUGUCAUUUUAUAGUAGUUAUUACUAGGCCAC
Molecule: messenger RNA, 2764 nt
Organism: Panicum virgatum (switchgrass)
Lineage: Eukaryota; Viridiplantae; Streptophyta; Magnoliopsida; Poales; Poaceae
Product: zinc finger MYM-type protein 1-like
Exons: 2
Coding region: 68-2641 (857 amino acids)
Molecular function (GO): protein dimerization activity
Source: RefSeq, a predicted model, not a curated record